AUGCGGCCGGCCGAUGCUGUGACAACGGCGGCAGGGCCCGUCGUUGUCGCCGUGCUGCCCUUGCCGGCGCCUCCAUUGUUGGAACCACCACCGCCGGAACCGCCACCGCCAGAUCCACCACCACCACCGGAUCCACCACCACCGCCAGAGCCACCGCCGCCGGAACCACCACCACCACCACCAAAUCCACCACCGCCGGAUCCACCGCCGCCGGAGCCACCGCCACCACCGGAGCCACCACCACCCGGAGCCACCGCCGCCGGAUCCACCACCGCCAGAGCCACUGCUGCCGGAACCACCAGAGCCACCGCUGCCACCGGAACCACCGCCGCCCGAGCCGCCACCACCGCCACCACCACCACCACCGCCGCCACCGCCGCCGCCACCGUGACUGCCACCACCGCCUACAGGAACGGUCGUCGUAACGGGGCAGACGGUCGUGGUGUAGGAAAUAGUUUGAGUCGUGGUGUGGCCGAGCUCGCAGUGUCCACCGUUGUAGAGACAAACUCGGACGAGCUGGGUAUCGAGCUUGACGUGGUGACGGUCGACAGAGUCGUGCUACUACCGCCAGCGGUCGACUUGAUGGGACCUGAAGCAAUGCUCGACGGGCCGGUAGGGACAGACGAGGGACUCGUCGACGAAGGAGUAGACUGGCUGAUAGGACCAGAUGAGGGACUAGUCGAGCUACUAGGUAUCGAGUGCACAGAGGAGCUGAUCGAGGAGCUCACCGAUGGAGUAGAGCUCGGUGGCACAGAGGAGCUGCCCGAAGUGCUAACAGAAGGAGAAGAGCUCGGAGGGAUAGACGAGCUGCCAGAGGGAUUCACCGACGGCGACGAGCUCGGUGGUACAGAGGAGCUACCCGAGGGGCUCACCGACGGCGACGAGCUCGGUGGUACAGAGGAGCUACCCGAGGGACUCACCGACGGCGACGAGCUCGGUGGUACAGAGGAGCUACCCGAGGGGCUCACCGACGGCGACGAGCUCGGUGGUACAGAGGAGCUGCCCGAGGGACUCACCGACGACGAAAUUUCACUGCUAGACGACGUCGCAGAGGAAGAGCUCGGGCUCACAGACGACGAUGCGACGGGGGAGCUAACGGAUGAAGAGAUGCUUGAGGGUGUCGAGCUUGGUAGGACAGACGAGCUGGCUGACGUGCUCACAGAAGAUAGCGUAGAGCUAGGCGGCACAGACGAACUGCUGGAAGAGCCAGCUGAAGAAACGCUGGAAGAGCCAGCUGAAGAAACGCUGGAUGAGCUCACAGACGAUGAGAGAGACGGUGUAGAGCUCGGCGAAACCGAAGAGCUGACAGAAGACGACACUUCGCUGCUACAAGGCGGCUCGGACGAUGAGCUUGCAGAGAAUGACGAGACAGAGACAGAAACUGAACUGCUCGACGGGCUGCUCGAGAUGCUGCUCGACAGGCUGCUAGAGAUGCUGCUCGACGGGUUGCUUGAGGAAGACGAGGGCACGGAGGAGGAAGAAACAGACGGCGUUGAACUAGGCGGAGCAGACGAGCUGACGGAACUGACGAAGGAGCUCUGGCUGACCGAUGUGGACGACACGAAACUGGGGCUCACCGAGCUGCUGAUGGAGCUCGCAGAGGAGCUCACCGGGCUGAUAGAUGACGAAACAGACGAACCAGCCGACGAGCUUAUCGACGACGAGCUUUCACUGCUGCAAGGCUCCUCCGAUGAAGAGCUUGCAGAAGUUGAAAUCGAAGAAGAUGGGACCGAAGAUGAUGGGACCGAAGAUGAUGGGACCGAGGAUGAUGGGACCGAGGAUGACGGUACCGAAGAUGAUGGGACCGAGGAUGACGGUACCGAGGAUGACGAGACCGAGGAUGACGAGACCGAGGAUGACCCCGGGUUGAACGAAGACGAACUAACUGACGGCGAGACUGAUGGUGACGACGCCGACGAAGAAGGAACUGAUGAAGUUGGAACCGAGCUCGAGCUGGGCAACGAUGAAACAGACGAGGCAGACGAGCUGGCAGAUGAAGAAAUCUCGGAAGACGAGAUUUCGCUGCUGCAGGGCCCUUCAGAACUGCUCACGCUGCUGACAGACACGGACGGACUACUGCUGGGCGGCACCGAAGGCGACGAUGACGGCGAGGACGAAGCCGAUGACGACGGGGUGCUUGAAGGCAAAGACGAGCUUGGGCUGGGCGAUGCCGACGAGGAUGCAGAUGAGCUGGCGCUAGAUGAGACGGACGAACCGCUUGGUGAGCUGCUUGGUGAGCUGCUGGGCGAGACACUCGGCGAAGAGCUGACCGACGAGCUGGGCGAAGAGCUGGGCGAGCUGCUGGGCGAGACACUUGGCGAAGAGCUGACCGACGAGCUAGGCGAAGAGCUGGGCGAGCUGCUGGGCGAGCUGCUGGGGGAGCUGCUGGGGGAGCUGCUGGGAGAGCUGCUGGGAGAGGAACUGGGGCUGGAACUAGGGCUGGAGCUGGAAAUUUCGGACGAUGAGCUUUCACUGCUACAGGGCUCUUCACUGCUGCUUGACCCAGAGAUCGACGAAAUCGACGAAGCACUUGACGAGGGCGAGGAUGACGGCGUGCUCGACGGCGUGCUCGAUAGAAUGCUCGACGAAGCAGAGGAGCUGCUGCUAGGCGGCACCGAAGACGGGGACGAAGAUGAGGCCGGAGUACUCGAAGGUAGCGACGAGCUAGGGCUGGGAGAAGGCGAUGACGACACAGACGGGCUGACGCUGGACGACACAGACGGGCUGACGCUGGACGACACAGACGGGCUGACACUGGACGAACCCGACGGUGCGCUGCUUAGGCUCGAGCUCGGGCUGAAGCUCGGGCUGGAGCUGGAAAAUUCGGACGACGAGAUCUCGCUGCUACAGGGCUCUUCGCUGCUGCUCGACCCAGAGACUGACGAAACAGACGACACGGACGACCCGCUUGGGGAGACCGAGGACGAAGGCGUGCUCGAGGGAAGAGAUGAGCUGGGGCUGGGGGAAGGCGACGAGGAUGGCGACGAGCUAACGCUGGACGACACCGAUGGACUGCUGCUAGGCGAGACCGAUGGACUACUGCUUGGCGACACCGACGGGCUGACGCUGGGCGACACCGAUGGGCUGCUGCUUGGCAAGCUGCUCGAUGAACCGCUCGGGAUCGAGCUCGAGCUGGAAAUCUCGGACGACGAGAUUUCACUGCUGCAGGGUUCCUCGCUGCUACUGGAUUCGGAGACCGACGACGAAGGUGUGCUCGAGGGAGGAGGCGAGCUUAGGCUAGGAGAAACCGACGGAGACGACGGGGAUACCGACGGGCUGCUACUUGGCGAGAUGCUUGGUGAGCUGCUGGGCGAGACACUCGGCGAAGAGCUGGCCGAAGAGCUGGCCGAAGAGCUGGCCGACGAGCUCGGGAUCGAGCUAGAGCUCGAAAACUCAGAGGACGAGAUUUCGCUGCUGCAAGACUCACUGCUGCUGGACUCCGAGGCAGACGAAGAGGCGGGCGAAACACUCGACGAGGGCGAAUAG
Messenger RNA from Sporothrix schenckii 1099-18, 3486 nucleotides. RefSeq lists its product as uncharacterized. The transcript is spliced from 3 exons. The record is from RefSeq and is a predicted model, not a curated record. Lineage: Eukaryota; Fungi; Ascomycota; Sordariomycetes; Ophiostomatales; Ophiostomataceae. Bases 1 to 3486 code for a protein of 1161 amino acids.